Phialemonium atrogriseum is the source of this 786-nucleotide messenger RNA. RefSeq lists its product as uncharacterized. NCBI's taxonomy places the organism in Eukaryota, Fungi, Ascomycota, Sordariomycetes, Cephalothecales, Cephalothecaceae. The transcript has a single exon. The coding region runs from base 39 to 413 and encodes 124 amino acids. The record is from RefSeq and is a predicted model, not a curated record.
GUCCUGUCCUACUACCACCCCAUGUGGGACUCAGGUGUAUGUUCUUGGCCAAGUAUGUAAUUGCUCUAGGAGGGCCUGCCCUCAUUCUCAGGUCGCCGGUACACCCAUGGAAUACCACGGCCAACAGAGUUGUUCAUAUCCAGCGCAGGCAUACAGGGAGGGAAAUAAGUAGGCUGAUACUGUAUUGUUUGGGCCUCGGCGCGACUGAUCGAGUAUACAGACAUGAUGUCCACGGGACACCCGCGAAGAACUGCUGGAAAUUUCUGAGAGUUAAGGGGGUUCCGAGACCAUUGGAGACGAUCUUGCCUCAGGUAACAUAUAAGCAGCAUGGUUGCGUUGGGGGGGCUUGUGGGCACCCAUCAACAAGUGACUGGCGACACUUCGAUAGCCAAGGAUAUGGUGAGAAUACAUGACGAGAACCUGCAAGAUACAAAGGAUGCUCUCAUCUUGAACCACCGGCCAGGUAGGAAUAGCAGCAGUCAAGCCAAUGCCAUACGGAAGGGCCCGAGGAAAGACAGGGCUGUGGGAGAAGGGCGGGGAUGGGGAGACGGUGAUGCACGAAAGCCCUCAUCCCAACUGUUGAAACAAUUUCCUGCCAGGAAGGAGAGCCCAUAUUAGUUGUGGCAGGCACGUGGGGAGAACGAAACACCGACCAAGACGGGUCUAUAUUUAUAACAUCUCCGUCAAACACUGCUGUUCAUGCAAGACACCUGGAGCCAAGACCCUUGAGAUCUUGAAUAUGGGGCCCUGCUCUUGACAUGAAAUGGCCUAAGGAACACCCCCAGG